AUGGCCUUGUGUGGGGCUAGAGGGGAUUGCGCACCGCUUGCAGCCGCUGCUUCGCUGGUCGAGGCGGCGGUCCGCGGGGCGGCGCCGGCGAAAGCACCCCGCAGGACGGUUGCGGCGGUGGCGCGCGCGGCGGUAUCGGCUAGCUUCUUCAAGCUGGCCGACGCGCCCGUGCCACCUGCCGCGACGCGCGUCGGCGCAGUCGCCGACGUCAGGCCGAGCGUCGUCGCGCUGCUGGGGCCCCUGCGGCGGCGGCGGCGGGCGGCACGGCCGGCCGCCGCGGGCGAGCUGGCGGAGGUGGGCUCCCCUGUCGCCGCGGCUGCUUGUGCAGCUGGUGCUGCGGAGGCCGUGCGCGCGGGCACGGGGCUCGUGCUGACGGCUGGAGUGGCGCCAGAGGUGCCAGGCAUCGCGGAGGCGGGGCGGCGGCAGACGUGCGUGGGCGGUGGCCCCGCGGCUGCCUCGGCGUCGGCGGCGGCGGAGUUGGUGGCGCCGCCUUCGGCGCCAGCAGCUGGCAGAGCAGGCGGCUCGGCGGCGACGCUCGACGACGUCCAGGCGCUCGCGGUGAGCAUGGUCGAGCAGGCCGGAGAGGCGCCGUGGCACUCUGCGGAGGUGCGGCACGUGCUGGAGGCGUUGAGGCCGAAUGACGACACGAUCACGCGAAUCGUGCUGCUGUACCACACUUGUAAUUACAUACCGCCACGCCACGCCGAGCAGAAGAAACUAAGCCUUGGACGGCCCCCCGUGGCGCACGAGGCCUACUCCUCGCGGGUUGCGGACGCCGCCGAGGGAUUCGGGGGGACGCAUACUGUACUCCCAGCCGUCCAGGGGAUGUACCCCGUGUGGGCGUCGCGGGGCUACGGCUCCUGGGUCAGGCUUCGAUCCCCCUCCCCGGUCCCGCUCGCCCUCGCGCGGCUUUCGCGCGCCCGCAGCGCGAAGGACGCGGAGGUGAGGCGGAUGGCGCGCGCGGACGCCGCCCUCAAGAAGCACAUGGCCGCGUUUGUCAGGGUGUGGCGGGAGCGGCGGCGGCAGGACAGCCGGUCUACCAGCAAGGUCGUGCAGAAUACUGUAACCGAAGCCGCGGGGGCGGGCGGCGCCGGGCACCUGGCGAUCGUGGGCGCGAGGACCCCGAAGCAGGACGUGCAGAACCCGCACUGCACCCUGUCCGUGGUGGGCGCCCGGAGGCGGGUCUGCGUGCAGGCCGGCGACGCCGUCGAGCUGGAGGACCAGCAGGGCCGGAAGGCCGAGGUGCUGGGCAAGGCCACCCUGAGGGUGGGCCGGGAGCACUUCCUCCACAGUGAGUGGGCGGCGGACCUCCCGCUCUCGCUCCCCAGCUCGAGGCUGAGUCUGCGGAAGGCCACCGUGCAGGUGCGCAUCGAGUCGAUCCACGCAGCCGGCGCUCGAAUCGGGGAAUUGCCGGGAGACCCACUGAAGGGCAUCGAGGCUUCAUUGGCUCGCCUGCAUAAGGGGCGGCCCAAACACUGCCCCGUCGCCGAGCUGAUGUACCGGCUGGGCCGCGAGCUGAAGCGCGAGGAGCACGAGAUCACGCCGCUCGUCCACAGGCUGGUGACUCUCAAUUGGCUGGAGGACGUCCGGGACCUUGAGCUGGCGGAGGACAGGCACUGGGAGCGCUGGGGCUUCCCCGAGAAGCUGGUGGUGCUGAUCAAGGCGGAACUGCUCGAGCUCUCGGAAAACAACUUCUUGAAGGGCUGGGAGAACGUGACGAGCAGCGUGACGAGCCGCUUGACGAGCAUCUUUGCGUGGACCUAG
Molecule: messenger RNA, 1764 nt
Organism: Prorocentrum cordatum
Lineage: Eukaryota; Dinophyceae; Prorocentrales; Prorocentraceae
Source: the annotation of a GenBank genome assembly